ACUACGGCGAGUCGGCCGAGCCGACCCAGGUCUUCCAGCGGCGGAGCGGUGGAAAAACCGGUAGCGCCACGACAUUUCUUCGCGACCCGGAGGAGGAAAUGCAUUUACGGCGGUAAAGUGCAUCGCCGAGAGAAAGGGGAACCUAUUAUCCGCCGGUGAACGCCGCCGCGGACUUUAUUCGCUUCAUUCAGUGCGUGAUUCUUAGUCUCAUAUGUGCGGGCACCUUCCUCCUCGCUCGGCAGGAACUCUCCGCACCGCGAUUCCGCUCCUCGCGCUCGUUAGUCAGUGAUAAAGGAAGACAGGCGUGCGGGCGGACCGGCGAAGCUUCAGCCGCUUCGCGCGCGCGACGAAACUCGCGUCGCUCUUCUUCGUCGUCUGAUCGGCAUUUUAGCGGAACUCGAGAGUGAGGGAGAGAAAGUGAGAGAGAGCCGCGUCGCGCGUUUAACGACGAAGAUUUCGACGAGCGAGCAACAAUUCGCGAGAGUGCGAGACGGCAGAACUGACGUGUCGCGAUCAAAGUAUUCGGAAUAUAUUUCUUCUCUCCCGAAUUUUCGUCCACGCCGCUGACGACGCUGAACGCUGAAGCGACGUUCCGGCAAGUAACGAGUCGGCGAUUUCCAAGCCGCGAUUCUUCGCCGCGCUCGCUUUCGUCUAGAUCGUCACGAGCCGCAGCGAGCACGUGCUACCGGCUCGUUGGCCAAAAUCAGCAAGCAUCCAGCGAGCAUCCACGAGGGAGCGCGGUUUCCCGAGCGGUUCUCGGCAUCGUUCGCAUACCACCUGCGUAUCUUUCGGAGCAUGCUCGAGAAUCCGCGCGAAUAAAUACCUGUCGGUUAAAGCGGCACUGUUGUUCCGCCGCGGAGGAGUUGCAUCGUGAGCUGCUAAGAUGACGGUCGCUGGAAACCGCAGCGACAGAAACCGAUGAGAGAUCGAGAUCCCCGGUCUCUCUAUUGGACGGGAUUCUAGUCGGUCGUUUCUCUGUUUCCCAAAGUGCGAGCGAACUCUUCUGCCGACGCGAGAGGUGAUUGUCCCGACGACGCGACUAACGACGGGAACAUGACGCGUACGUUGAACCGCCUGCUGGUGACGCUGUGCAUCGUGCACGUGGCGAUCGCCGAGAAGGAGUCCAACAUUCUGAAGCUGAGCAGACCGCAAAAGAUCAAGGCUACCACGACGGAGCUUAACGCGACCGAAGACGCGGAGGACAAGGACGAGUCGAGGAAACGAGCGUCUCCGCUCGGCUUCAGCAGAAACAAUCCGGAACUCGACUGGAAGAAUUACUUGAAGACGUUGGACGGAAGCGAGGAGAUGCACCGGGACUUCGACGUGGAUUUCAUGAAGGAGAAGCUCGAAAGAACGGCCAACAGUAUACAGUGGCUCGCCGAUCUUUACGAUCCUCUCAGGUGGGCCAGAGUGCCGGGGAAAGUUCGGGACGAGUGCAGGAGGGAUAUGGAGAGCUUCCUCGGCGCGCUGAGGGACGGGAAACUCUGGGCCGCGAAGAUGUCAGACGCGAGCGGCCGCUACUCCUCGCAAUUCCAUUUUGGUAACGGCUUCUGGCUAGGCUCGAGUAUCCUCUGCAGGGAGCUCAAUGUCGCCCACGGAAAAAAUACGAGGGAAAUUGACGACGACGACGACGAGGCGGAGGGCGAAGAGAGGCCGGGAACAGGGGAGCCACCCUUUCCCUUGAGAUUUCACGUCGCGAGGCUGUACCUAACGUUGCCGAAGGAGCUCGAUUUUUCGACACGUCAGGUGUUUUUGGGUCUCUGCCUGCCGAGUACGUGCGACCGCGCAUCUCUGACCUCGAUGCUAAGGGCCAGCGCCGAUAGGGUCGAGCGCGAGGGCAAUUCGACCUAUCGAUCGAGCGGCCCGAAGAUUCACGUGGUUACGGUGAAGCCCGUGCCGUCCAGCAAUUACUGCGCUUGGCGGGAUCCCAAAUUUUACGUGCUCUCAGCCAUCGGCGGCGCGAUACUGUUGCUGAUGGUCUGCGCGACCGCAUACGAGUACAGGUCGUUACCUCCGCCGAAGGACAUAGAGUCCUCGAGCGCGUCGAAUAACAACGACAAGACCAACGAGGACAAGAAUCUGAACGACGACCGCGGGAGCGCGCUGGGCCUGGAAAACGGUCAGGAGCUGAUCGAGAAGGGGACCAAGCGUCCGCAAAAAGAGGGCCCGAUCCAGAAGAAGGACCCGCACCGGGAAGGAUUCUGGCUGAGGUGCCUGCUCGCGUUCAGCCCCACUGUCAACGGCAGCAAGAUCAUUAGCACGGAGCCCGCAGCCAAGGAUAAUCUCACCUGCCUGCACGGUCUCCGAGUGCUCUCACUGGGAUGGGUCGUCAUGGUGCACACGUACCUUCAAGUCUUCUCUAUUGCCGAGAACAAGAUGCUGCGAACGGUCACCGAGAGGAAUUUCAUGUUCCAGACCAUCAGCAACGCCACGUUCUCCGUCGACACUUUCUUCUUCAUCAGCGGCCUACUGGUGACUAUACUGUUCUACCGAUCUCUGGGCAGCCUCGGCAGCGAGAAGGGCACCUACUUGAAGACAAGCUCCACAAAGUUUAUUAUAAUGAUCUUGUACCGAUUCGUUAGAUUGACGCCGGCUUAUCUCUUUGUGCUGGGGAUGAACGAGAUCGCCAUAAAGCAAGCCCAGGCGAGAACAGUCUUUUCGCCAGCUGUUGUCGAUCACCUGACCUGCGAGAAGUUCUGGUGGCGAAACGCACUUUACCUGAACUCGCUGUACCCCCGCACGGAAAUGUGCAUGCUGUGGAGCUGGUACAUGGCGAACGACACGCAGUUCUACGUCCUUGGGAUAUUCCUUCUUUUGCUGUCGGUGAAAUAUUUCAAGACCGCGAUCGGCAUCGUCUCGCUGCUGAUCGCCUCUUCGUGGUUCACCACGUUCUCCAUCGCCUACAGCAACGAUUACAUAGCGAGAAUCCAGGAGCCGUUCGCUCUGUUCGACGAGCUCUACGACAAGCCCUGGCUAAGAGCGGGACCGUACUUCAUCGGCACGAUCACCGGAUACAUCCUCUUCAAGACUAAAUGCCAGCUCAAGCUGCCUCUGGGAGCGGGCCUGAUCGGCUGGAUGUUGUCCGCGAUGGUCAUGUUCUCGGUGGUGUACGGCCUCUACCCCGGAAAUCUCACGGUGCUAACGAGCUCCGUGUACGCAGCCUUGGGUCAUACCGCGUGGGCAAUGGCCGUGGCUUUUAUCGUGAUUCAAUGUUGCACGGGCUCGGCACGAAUGAUCGACAGUUUGCUCUCACUUAGGCUAAUGUAUCCUCUCUCGCGGCUCACGUACUGCGCCUAUCUGGUGCAUCCCGUUAUCAUGAUGGUCACGUGUGCGCAGAUGGACGGGCCGCUGCAUCUUCACAAUGGGCUUGUGCUCAUCCUCUACUUCGGUAACCUGGUGGCGUCGUACCUCCUGUCCUUCUGCGUCUCCCUCGCCCUCGAGGCGCCGGUGGUGAAUUUGUUGAAAAUUGCAUUCACCUCGAAGAAGAGGGCGAGGUAGAAUACGAUCGCUGGCCUGAUAGAAGGACAAAUGCGAUUAUCUAGCGCGGUAACGACGUUUCUCCCGCUUUCAAUCUUGACGACGAGGGCAAGAUGAGUAUCGCCGGAUAGCUUUCUAGGACGUAUUAGUGGUCACAAGUCGCCGACGAUCCAACGGAUCGUGAUAAUGCGGCGAUAAAUCAUCCGAUUGGAGCGACCCUCUAUAGCGUUGGAGUUCCUCCUCCCUCUCUCCCCAGCCACGCAAGCGCAGCAAGCUAAAUUGCUCAUAAAUCGGUCACUGCGUCAUGUCGCGUUAUUAACGAGAGUGAGGUUGAAAUUUUCCGAAUGCGGCGGCGGCCGCUCGUUUUCGGACUACCUCGCUCGGUGCUCGCGGAGGAAACGCAACGCAACGAGCGCGAAUGUUAGCCCGACACGCGAGUUAGCCUGUCCGUCGGUUUUAGCGCGAUAAGGAUCGCUGGCGCGCUGGACCAGCCGCGACCCGCUACUCUGCUGUAAUCGUUUAUUUACAUAAUGAAUUAGAAAACGUUCUCUCGCCACGCCUGACGGAGAUGCAAAUCGCCGGUUACGGAAAUCAAGCCGCAUAGAAUGUCGCAGAAGAUUUUGCCCGCGCAGUUUUCACCGCGGGUAUGUCGCGUCGUGUGUCCCCGAGCGUACGAGGAGGGGGAAAUCUACGACUGUAACCGAGGAAACGCAUCGAAAUGGCGCGCGAUAAUGACGAUGGCGAAAAUGCUCAUGCGUGUAAAUCGGACCAUGUUUUGUAACGGACAUCUGUAAUUUGUCCUCUUUCUCUGUGUAAAAUAAAGAGACAGCCUGCGCGGCAAUAACGAAGAGAGUUUCAUUGCGCGUUCGGCGGUCGCGCUGCCCGAGUAAAUAAUAAAUUCGGCCGCGAUAACAACGCGGGAGGGUCGAGGACGAGAGAAAAUCGUCGCCAUCGUGAUAGUGACGCCGUAGUAGCGGCUUUGUACAUACGUACGUACGAAUGCGCAGCGCGCGGCCAGAGAUAGAGGGUGGCUCGAUAACAAAAAACAAAAAAGGGAACGAGGUGAAAAAAUAAAAAUAACAAGUGUAAGCGAAAAAUAUGUUGCUACAGGUCGACGCAAAAUAAGAAUAGGUGGAAAAAAAAUGCAUUACUCUCUCACCGCGCGCGCGCGCGCGCACACAGCGCCGGCACGGAGCAGUUUCACCGAAGGGCCGAUUCGCUCGCGCCAAACGAGAAUAUAC
Messenger RNA from Harpegnathos saltator (Jerdon's jumping ant), 4718 nucleotides. RefSeq names its product nose resistant to fluoxetine protein 6. The coding region runs from base 1054 to 3498 and encodes 814 amino acids. Lineage: Eukaryota; Metazoa; Arthropoda; Insecta; Hymenoptera; Formicidae. Gene Ontology annotation, molecular function: acyltransferase activity, transferring groups other than amino-acyl groups. The transcript is spliced from 13 exons. The record is from RefSeq and is a predicted model, not a curated record.